This is a messenger RNA of Symbiodinium sp. CCMP2592, 606 nucleotides long. The record is from the annotation of a GenBank genome assembly. NCBI's taxonomy places the organism in Eukaryota, Dinophyceae, Suessiales, Symbiodiniaceae.
AUGCAGGUCUCUGGGAGGGUCUGCAUGCCACAGGUCGUGACUGGCUCGAAGCUGCGUUCCUUGACGGAUGCAGCUUUGGCGCACCUGCGGGGUGCUGGCAAGCAGCACACCAUGCAGGAGGAGUACCAUCACUAUCCACGCAAGGCCGAAAUGCCUUCCGACAUGCACAAGGCGUACAUGAGACGGCGCGUGCAGGUGGCCCAAGAGCUGUGGAAGUUGAUGGGUGUGGCGAGGGGUGACGCAGCAGGACGCCUUCGAGCGCUGCUGGAGAACUAUCGCUUCUGGGGCGCUCCUGUGGGCAUGAUCGUCACUGUGGAUCGCUGUUGCGACCGAAAUGCUUGGGGACAUGCUGGGCUGCUUCUCCAAAACAUCGCUCUGCUAGCUGUGGAGCAUGGCCUCGCCACCGCGAUGCUGGAAGCCUGGGGAAACCUGGGCAGUUGUGUCUAUGAUGUGCUCGGCAUCUCCUCCGACAGAGAAGUGGUGUGGUGUGGAGUGGCGCUGGGCUACCCUGACAACUCUGCGAACUUGAGCAACGUGCCAACAGACCGGCUGGAAGUGCCGGAUUUUUGCCAGUUUCACGGCUUCGUCACCAGCGCCAAACUGUGA